UAACUUGUGGUCAUUUCAGAAAAAGGAGAAGUUCCCACUCCAAAGAGAGAAACAGACAGAGAGAACGCACAACUGAAAAAAGCUUAGCAGCAUUUUCUGCCUCAUCUAUCUCCUUUUCACCCAAGGAAGAUCCACUGGACCAAAGCCCUGGCACGAUUCUAAUACCACAGCACACCUGUCCUGUGCUGGAUGGGCAGGUUUAUUCCAGGGCCAGUGGGCCCAGCCAUCCUGAUGCUCUUGGUAGCAGCUGAUAUCUGGCAUGGUUCAGCCUCUCCUACCAUCAGCCCUAAUCUCCCCACUGUGAUUGUGGACAAGGGAGACCCGGUAAGCUUGCUUUGCUCCGGGAAUUCUAGCGUGGAGUGGGUCGGCAUAAAGAAUGAGUCUAACAUCAUGGUGUACACCAAUGGCACCCUCUAUAUACCCAAGGCCAGUUACAAGGAAAAGAAAAGGUACCAGUGUGCUUAUGUUAACCGUACCAGUGAGGAAACAGCAUCUGUAUCUCUCUGUGUGAAAGAUCGCAGCUCAGCCUGGUGUCUCCUUAAAUACUUCGUUAGAGUGACAGAAGGUGAGGAUGCAGUUCUGCCGUGCUUGAUCGCUAACCCAGAAUUGGCAAGCAAUGUUACCCUGUGGACGGACUCGCACAACAUCUCCUCUGGAUUCUCUUUCAGCGCUCAAGAGGGAAUACGUAUGCACAGAGUAAACAUGAGUGAUAAAAACUUGUAUAAGUGCCGUGCCCUUGUGCAAGGACGGUGGGUGGAUUCACCAAAAAUAGGCCUUAUUGUUGAAGCAAGCACCUUAUCUGUCACAAUUAAAAUGAAAGAUCAUGUGAGACUACGAGGAGAACUUUUCAAUAUCACCUGCAGAAUAAGUUCCCGUUCCCAUUCUUAUGAGGCAAAGUGGACCUAUCCUUCCACUGCAAUGGUCAGCUUGUUUCCAAUGGAAGGUUAUAAUGUGACCUCAAGAAAGUACUUCACAGACCACACCCUGUCCAUUCCAGCAGUACGGUUAGAAGACACUGGGGAAUAUACUUGCUUGGGAACCAAUUCCGCAGGAACUAGUAAUUCUUCAGCCAGCCUCCAGGUGAUAGAGAGUGGCUAUGUGCAUUUGUCCACCAUACAGGACAGAAGCCAAGAGACAAAUUUGCACAGCAGCCUGAACCUGCAUGUGCUCAUUGAGGCUUAUCCUAGACCUCACACACAGAGAUGGACAUACAUGAACCCAUCAAGAAGCUCCGAGAAUUUCCCACUCAAUAUGGAAAUGACUUCUGGCAACAACAGGUACAACAAUACGCUCAAACUGAACUGGCUGGAGGAAAAGAAUGGUGGAAUAUACACAUUUUUUGCAGAUAAUGGUGAAGCCAAUGCAUCCAUCACCUUCAACAUCUCAGUGAAAACUCCCCCUACAGCUAAACUGAUGGACAACAGCUCUGACAGCCUUUGGUGUGAAGCCAGUGGUUAUCCUGCUCCACACAUUGAGUGGUAUAAAUUGCCUCGCAAUCUUCAUCCAGACAGAUGUGACCAAGGUGGAAUGCUGCUUAUGAAAGACACCAGCCCAGAGAUAACACAUGAAAUUCCCUUCGGAAGGGUGACAUCGAAGAGCAUCCUCAAAAUUGAUGAGAUGCUGGACAAUGUGACAUACUGCUGCCUAGCAGUUAAUAACAUGGGGAAUGGAUCCAGUUUCGGUCCAUCGGUUCGGUACAUAGCAUCUGAACCCCUGAGCGAAUUCCCCAAACCAAUUCUUAUUGCAUGUGCUGGGACGAUGUUUUUGCUGCUUCUGUGUAUCAUCUUCCUACUCUACAAGUAUAAACAGAAACCAAAGUACCAAGUCCGUUGGAAGAUCAUUGAGGCCUGUGAGGGAAACAAUUACACUUUUAUUGAUCCCACCCAGCUUCCUUACAAUGAGAAAUGGGAAUUUCCCAGGAACAACCUGCAAUUUGGAAAGACCCUUGGAGCUGGAGCUUUUGGAAAGGUGGUUGAGGCCACUGCUUUUGGACUUGGAAAGGAAGAUUCUGUCCUGAAGGUGGCUGUGAAAAUGCUUAAAUCAACAGCACAUACUGAUGAGCAAGAAGCCCUCAUGUCGGAACUGAAGAUCAUGAGCCAUUUAGGUCACCAUGACAACAUUGUCAACCUGCUGGGAGCAUGUACACAUGGAGGCCCUGUAUUUGUCAUCACUGAGUAUUGUCCUUAUGGGGACUUGCUGAAUUUCCUCCGAAAGAAAGCAGAGUGUCUCAUAAUCCAGGAUUUAACAUUUGAGUCUUCUCUUGAUAGCAUGGCAGCAGACUAUAAAAAUAUGUACCUUGGGAAGAAAUACAUCCGGAGUGACAGUGGAAUCGGUAACCAGUGUUUGGAAAGUUAUUUGGAAAUGAGACCAGUAACAGCAUCAGGCUCUAUGGCACCAAACGGGAGGAGCUCAGUGUCAGGAGAGGACAUGGACGGCCAUCCUAUUGACCUGUAUGACUUGCUGCAUUUCUCCAACCAGGUGGCCCAGGGAAUGGCUUUUCUUGCUUCAAAAAACUGCAUCCACAGAGAUUUGGCAGCAAGAAAUGUGCUAGUGGCUGAUGGACGAGUGGCCAAGAUCUGCGACUUUGGCCUGGCCAGAGACAUCAUGAAUGAUGCUAACUAUGUUGUUAAAGGCAAUGCUCGCCUGCCAGUGAAGUGGAUGGCACCCGAGAGCAUCUUUGAAUGCGUCUACACAGUACAGAGCGAUGUGUGGUCUUACGGCAUCCUUCUCUGGGAGAUAUUCUCCCUAGGCAGGAGCCCUUAUCCUGGCAUGAAAGUGAACAGCAAGUUUUACAGCCUGGUAAAACAAGGAUACCAUAUGGGCAGACCUGAGUUUGCACCAGAGGAUAUGUACAACAUCAUGACUGCAUGCUGGAACAUGGAGCCCACUCAACGGCCGACCUUCAGUCAGAUUUCCAAUUUCCUUCAGAAGCAACUGGAUACCAGUAAGGAACAGGGUUACACAAACUUGCCAACCAGCACAGAAGAAGACAGUGGAUGUGAGCCUUCCAGCUAUUGUGAAGAUGAAUCUUGUGACACUGGAGAGAGCAUCCAACUACUUCUGAACAGCAACAAUUACCAGUUCUGUUAAAGGGUAAACAACUGCACCCUACUUGUUGGUUCGAUUUCAACUGAAAUGUAGUUCUCAUGCAGCUAUCCCUCUGGGAGCAUUGCAUACCAGAAUGCCAGAUGUAACUGGUGGGCUGUAGCCUUGCACUGCAUUGGCAGCAGACUUCAAGACAUGAAGCAUUACACACACACACACACACUACUUGUAACUGGUUUCCAAUUUUUAUCGAGCUUAGCUUAGAGCAUGCAGGAAUAUUGGGCAGAAUCAUCAUAUAAAGUCAGCAGAUUGCCAUAGCCAAGCACCAGUCUUCAUAUAAGUGUGCGAGAAUGGGGAAUGUGAACUUUAAAACCAAGUUUUCUAUAUCUCGUGUACCUUUCACUGCUCAUCCAUCAGUAUAUGAGUUUAAAAUGGACUCCUUUCCCCAUCUUGACUUCUUCCUGGGAAAGGAUACCACCUUGAUAAGAUUAGUCAAAAGGAAAUGGACAGAUCCUAUCCAAUUUGACUCUGGCUCAGGGAUUUUGCAAUGGUCAGGGUGGGAAAAAAAUCACAACCAUUCACCAUCUGUGAAGUCACAUCUCAAGAGGGGAAAUUACCUCAUCUGGAAGAAAGGUUCUCUCUAUUUCUCCAGAGAUAAGAGCUUCAAACAAGAAAGUACAAUAACAGCAACGCUUUCUCUCACUUAGGAUUACCAUUGUACCAUGUGCUAAUCGAGCAAACAAAAAUUAAAGCAUUAAACUGCGAUUUUUUUAGUAGUUAUAGCCAAUCUAUUAGCAAAGCUUUAGAUUUAAAACACAUUACUAAUGAGUGACUUACAGUGCAGUUCUAUACAUGUCUACGCUGCUGUAAUCAAGUUCAAUGGGGGCUUACUCCCGGGUAAGUCGAUACAGGAUUCUAACCUCUCUUGCUCAACUGAUUUAAAUGACUGCUUUUUGCUUUGGAGACAUGAAUAUGUGAAAAUUCAGUGCUGUGACCCUAAACUUGAUUAGGAUUUCGGUAGGGAUCAGAGUGUUCAGCAUGGGUGACCUUACCUACAAAGAUGAGGUGGUAAAUGUUAUGUCAUUCCCAAAUAUGAAGGGACUGUGACCGAGCUGUUGAGGAUCUCCCUCUCCAUUUAUAAACCAACCAACCUGAAACAUAAGCAACUGCCUCACUGGAAAGUUCUGAGAACUUGUCCACCCCACCCCCCAAGGUCAUUAACAUUCCCACUACCACCUUCAGAGGACAGGUGGUGUCACAAAAAAGGAAGGGAGGGUAUUUUGGCCAAGCCUUAGUCAAUAUUGUUUGAUUGGACCUAGAGAUAAUUGCAGCCAUCAUUGUAGCCAUAUCUUUAAUCACUUAACCAGUUUUUAUAGUUUUUAGAAACUGGUAAUUUUUAAGAAUACUUGACAAUUUUGGUUAAUGCAGAGAAAACACACAAGGCUUAAUUCAUUCUUACUUGGUAAUUCAAAUGAAACAAGAAGCCAAAAGGAGCAAUAAGCUAGGGACUGUGCCACAUUAGGAAUAAUUUGCAACAGUACUAGAAAGCAAGUUAAUAAAUCUGUGACAGCAAGCUUUGAAAUAAUAGAAACUGAAUGUGAAUGGCUUAGAAUGGAACAGAUCAACAAGACAGAAAAUGACCUAGAAUAGUACCUAAAGUCCCACUGAUUUUAAUGCAAGUGUUAAGAAAUUGUGAAAUGUUCUCCUGGGUUUUAUUAGUGACUGGAACAUACCUGUAGCUAAUGAAGUCCCUACAUUUACUACAGCAAACACAGAUCACCAUUGCUGGAGGCUUUGUCCUUAGGGACCAACAAUAUUAGUAAAAUUAGAGAAAUUAGAAAACAAAGCAAAAUUAGAGCUCUCCAAUCUUUGCAUCUAAAACAUCAUAUAUAUAAAGGGCAUUGGCAUUGCAGCAAUAAAAAGUAACGUUUGUCGAGGCAAACACUCAACUCAACUGGCUGUAAUCAAUUGUUUUAUUUUUCUGAAUUUUAUCACUCUUUGGCAUUGUUGCUCUGUAGUUUAUAACACUGAGAUUUUAUUGCAUUUGUGUUAAUAUGUAAGCUGCCCUGGGCAUUUUACAUUGCAGGGUGGCAUUAAUGUACUAAAAUUAAUUGUUGCAAUGUAUUAGUUUUUGGGUUACAAACGGGUAAGCAAAUCUCAGGCAAUUUUCUAUUAAGACUACUGACGUUAGAUUUUUUCCCCCUGAAAUAUGAAAAAAAUAUUGUUAACCUGCUGCAGAAUAGAUGGGCAGUCUCAUCUAACUCGCAUUCUCCAAUAAGUCAAGUACUUUCACUAGUUUUGUAACUGUCACAACUGUUUUAUGUAUUACGGUACUUUGUUCUUUUUACAUACACUGCAGUUUUAAAAACUAAAACUAGAAAGGAGCAGCUUCAUAAUGAUUUUCAUAAUAUUUUGCAAGCCACUGAUUUGAGUUUUAUGUAAAGGUUACUAGCUUUAUAAGCAGUUAUCUUUGAAGCCUUGUGUAAAUGAAAAAGGAGCAUCUCUUACUGGAUAAGAACUAGCCAGCUAGUUUUCCAGCACAAACUACCACCAUUCAGUUGCUGCUAGAUUGCUUUUAAAUAGUUAACUGCUAUGUGUUGACUUUCCAAAUGAAACCAUUCUUCAAAUUACAUAAAUCAGUAUGUUCACAUUUAACUGCCAUUCAAAAUAAAAAAAAAUGAUUAAGCAAG
Zootoca vivipara (common lizard) is the source of this 5735-nucleotide messenger RNA. It is a transcript of the gene CSF1R, whose product is annotated as colony stimulating factor 1 receptor. The record is from RefSeq and is a predicted model, not a curated record. Gene Ontology annotation, cellular component: plasma membrane; CSF1-CSF1R complex; signaling receptor complex. Gene Ontology annotation, biological process: protein phosphorylation; multicellular organism development; positive regulation of cell migration. Lineage: Eukaryota; Metazoa; Chordata; Lepidosauria; Squamata; Lacertidae. Gene Ontology annotation, molecular function: growth factor binding; macrophage colony-stimulating factor receptor activity; cytokine binding.